Lasiosphaeria miniovina is the source of this 396-nucleotide messenger RNA. RefSeq lists its product as uncharacterized. The transcript is spliced from 3 exons. The coding region runs from base 1 to 396 and encodes 131 amino acids. NCBI's taxonomy places the organism in Eukaryota, Fungi, Ascomycota, Sordariomycetes, Sordariales, Lasiosphaeriaceae. The record is from RefSeq and is a predicted model, not a curated record.
AUGUACUGGUCAACCAGCUCGAAAAAUGGGUCUACUGUGGCAAAGCCUACCACAGCUGCAACAACGGCUACCGCAUCGGUUCACGAAAAUGCAAGUGGACAAACCCCGCUAGAACCUGGUCAGCUCUUUUGGGUCCACAGCCAGAUCCGUGAGGACAAUGACGAGGACGGUGUUAUGUACUACUGUGGGUGGGACGAGUCUGACAGACUCAUCAUGCUGAAGCUGCCCUCGGAGAGGGUCUCCGAGUCCUUCUUGAUCCAGAAAGUAAACAAGGACGCAUCCUACUGCGUCCUCAAGGACAGAAGGCAAGCCCUUAAAUGGAUUUUCAAGAAUUCUUCGGACGCCAUCGUAGCCAAGGCAAAGGCGCAGGCGCUGGAAGAAGACGCAAAUAAAUAA